GUGCCUAUCUUGUGCCAUACUUAAUUUUGCUACUGAUAAUAGGGAUUCCACUCUUUUUCUUGGAGCUUGCUGUGGGCCAGAGGAUCCGCCGAGGGAGUAUUGGUGUGUGGAAUUAUAUCAGCCCCAAACUAGGAGGAAUUGGAUUUGCAAGCUGUGUAGUAUGUUUCUUCGUGGCUCUGUACUACAAUGUCAUAAUUGGAUGGAGUCUGUUUUACUUUUCCCAGUCUUUUCAGCAUCCAUUACCAUGGGACCAGUGUCCUUUAGUCAAAAAUACAUCUCAUACCUUUGUGGAGCCAGAGUGUGAAAAAAGUUCUGCAACCACUUAUUACUGGUACAGAGAAGCGCUGAAUAUUUCCAGCUCUCUGUCAGAGAGCGGGGGUUUAAAUUGGAAGAUGACUAUCUGCUUGCUGGCUGCCUGGGUCAUGGUAUGCCUAGCCAUGAUCAAAGGCAUUCAGUCUUCAGGCAAAAUCAUGUAUUUUAGUUCCCUUUUUCCUUAUGUGGUACUUUUAUGCUUUCUGAUCAGAGGACUACUCCUUAAUGGGUCAGUGGAUGGAAUUCGUCACAUGUUCACACCUAAGCUUGAAAUAAUGCUGGAGCCCAAGGUCUGGAGAGAAGCUGCUACUCAGGUGUUCUUUGCCUUAGGGCUUGGAUUUGGUGGAGUCAUUGCCUUUUCAAGCUACAACAAGAGAGACAACAACUGCCAUUUUGAUGCUGUACUGGUGUCCUUCAUCAAUUUUUUCACUUCUGUGCUGGCAACUUUGGUGGUGUUUGCAGUUCUGGGCUUCAAAGCCAAUAUCAUAAAUGAAAAAUGUGUUAUCCAAAAUUCAGAGAAGAUUUUAAAACUUUUGAAAACAGGCAAUCUGAGCCAUGAUAUGAUCCCGCAUCAUAUCAAUUUCUCGAGCAUUACUGCAGAAGAUUACAAUUUAGUUUAUGACAUUAUUCAGAAAGUUAAAGAAGAAGAGUUCGAUUCUCUCGGUCUGAAAUCUUGUCAAAUUGAAGAUGAACUUAACAAGGCAGUACAAGGAACUGGUUUAGCUUUUAUUGCCUUUACAGAAGCAAUGACCCACUUCCCUGCUUCUCCCUUCUGGUCAGUCAUGUUCUUCCUCAUGUUGGUAAAUUUGGGACUUGGAAGUAUGUUUGGAACCAUUGAAGGCAUCAUCACACCCAUUGUUGAUACCUUCAAAGCCAGGAAAGAAAUUCUUACUGUCAUCUGCUGCUCGGUAGCAUUUUUUAUUGGCCUGAUAUUUGUGCAGCGCUCUGGAAAUUAUUUUGUGACGAUGUUUGAUGACUACUCGGCUACUCUGCCCCUGCUUAUUGUGGUCAUUUUGGAGAAUAUUGCAGUCACCCGAAUUUAUGGAAUAGACAAAUUUAUGGAGGAUCUAAAGGAUAUGCUUGGAUUUUCUCCAAGCCAGUAUUAUUACUACAUGUGGAAGUAUGUUUCACCUUUAGUAUUGUUCUGUUUGCUGGUAGCUAGCAUUGUCCAAAUGGGAUUAAGUCCUCCUGGCUACAAUGCUUGGAUUGAAGAUUCGGCUACGGAACAGUUCCACAGCUAUCCAACAUGGGGAAUGAUCGUCUGUAUAUCUCUGAUGGUGUUGGCCAUACUGCCAGUCCCAAUAGUCUUCAUGGUGCGCCGUUGCAACCUUAUCGAUGACAGCUCUGGUAGUUUGGCAUCUGUAUCCUACAAAAGAGGCCGGAUAAUAAAGGAACCUGUUAAUCUGGAGGGAGAUAAUACAAGUCUGAUUCAUGGGAAGAGUCCAAGUGAAGUGCCAUCUCCAAAUUUUGGCAAAAACAUAUAUCGAAAACAGACUGGAUCACCAACUCUGGACACUGCUCCAAAUGGACGUUAUGGUAUCGGGUACCUGAUGGCAGAUAUGCCUGAUAUGCCAGAGUCUGAUUUGUAACUGCAGAACAAAAUGCUGUUUCUUUCUCCUCUCUCACUGAU
Molecule: messenger RNA, 1942 nt
Organism: Leptosomus discolor (cuckoo roller)
Lineage: Eukaryota; Metazoa; Chordata; Aves; Leptosomiformes; Leptosomidae
Source: RefSeq, a predicted model, not a curated record